AUGGGGCUGGUGGGGACGGCGGCCGUGCGGGACCCCGGCGGCGCCGCGCUGCCCCGCGGCUUCUGGGCGGCCGUGCGCGUGUGGCUGGAGAAGCCGCAGGUGGCCAACAGGAGGCUGAGCGGCGCCGCCGUGCAGGCGGAGGGGACGGUGCCGCUCGGCGAGGGCGGGGAGACAUCUCCGUGCUUCGCCGCCGUGGGAGCGGGCGGGGAUGGCGGCGCGCAGGAGGGGCCAGCGGCGAGGGCCGCGGAGCUGGGCCGGCUCUGGAGGGAGGUGCGGGGCCAGCUGUCUCUGCCGCCGCCCCUCGUGGCCUGGGGCGGGCCGGGCGAGCUCCGUGCCGUGCUGAGGACGCUGCUGCCCCGGGGCCGGCCCGCCGCGCCCCCGGGCCGGGAGCUGGCGGUGCAAGAUGUUUACAAUGGAACUGUGACCUUUCUGCCUUUGGAGGAAAACAGUGAAGGAAAAUACCUGGUUAAAAAGUGCAAUAUUUAUCAAAUUCAACUUAAACACAUAAAAGAUGAGGAAUGGUCUGUAUCUGUUGUUGCUCCAUUUCCAGAAGAGUGGUUUUCAGAUGGAAUUGUGUACCCCAAACUAGCAUGGCUUGGAAAUGAACUUUUGUCCAAACUGGCUAAAUGGUCUGUGGAGCAAAAGCCCAGUGAGUUUAAAAGCACACUGUCACUCAUUUCGGUAGCAAAAUACAGCCAGGUUUAUCAGGACCUCAAAGAAAAGUACAAAGAGAUGGUAAAGGUGUGGCCUGAAGUGACGGAUCCUGAGAAAUUUGUUUAUGAAGAUGUUGCCAUUGCCACUUACUUGCUGAUUCUUUGGGAAGAAGAGAGAAAAGAGAAAGGGUUGACCAAGAAACAAUCAUUUGUAGAUCUUGGAUGUGGAAAUGGUUUGCUGGUUAAUAUUCUGAACAAUGAAGGGCAUUCAGGCAGAGGAAUUGAUGUGAGGAGAAGAAAAAUAUGGGACAUGUAUGGACCAGAGACCCAUUUAGAGGAAGCUACUAUCAUUCCCGGUGACAGUCAUCUCUUUCCAGAUACUGACUGGCUCAUAGGAAACCAUUCAGAUGAGUUGACACCAUGGAUACCUGUGAUUGCAGCUAGGUCUUCCUAUUCAUGUUGCUACUUCGUGCUGCCAUGCUGCUUCUUUGAUUUCCAUGGGAAAUACAUCCGAAGACAAAGCAAGAAAACUCAAUACAGGGAAUAUCUUGAUUUUGUUGCCCAAGUGGGCUUCGUAUGUGGCUUUCAUGUGGAAGAAGAUUGCCUUAGAAUUCCGUCAACAAAAAGGGUCAGCCUUAUUGGGAAAAGCAGGACCUAUCCAGCUGCAGAACAUGCUCUGAUUGACAAGCAGAUAACACAGUUUAUUAACAGUCGUCGUAGCUGUGCUGUGGCCACGUGUGACAGAAGGGUUGGUUUUAACCAUAAGAAUCACUGUGGUGGUCUGUGCAAAGAAGCAGACUCAGAACCUCCUGAAGACGAGACUGAGACAGCUGGUACAAGUUGGAUGCCUGGAUUUCAACCCAGAGAAAAAGUAGAACAAAUCAGAAAUUGUGCUUCCCUCCCUCGGGAUUUUGUAGAUGAAGUGGUUCUCAAUGUGGCGAACUUGCUGUUAAAUGUAGCCCCCCAGAAAUCAUGUUCUGAUAAGCAGGGUGGAAAUAUGAAUACCUGGAAUCAAGGAGAAAGCCUUUCCUUGAGAGAAGUAGCAGAACACUUGAAUAAAGAGACUUUAAAAAGGCUGAAAAGUGAAUAUGGAGGCCUGCAGACACUACUUAAGAACAAUCAUCAAGUAUUUGAAGUUCUAAAUGGAAGAGUUCAUAUUCGUGACUGGAGAAAAGAGAAACCACCAAGUAAAACUAAACCUGAAGUGAAACGGCGCCUUUCAGCUGAAGCAUUUAAAACACGCCUCUGUUGGUUUUUCAUUCAUCAUCCUGAUGGUUGUUCUUUACCUUCUGAAGCUUGUCCAUAUGCCCAUGGGACUGAGGAGCUAAGACAGUCUCAGAUAAUUAAAAAAAAAAAACAUAUACAGUAAUAAAAUGUUGCAACUUGUGUUUAGGCUUAUGUACAUAAGAGAAUCUGUGGCUGACUUUGGGACUGCCUAGUGCAUGAACAUCUGUACAAUAUGGAGGCAUUUUCCUCAGUUCCGUGCCUCUUAUUUUGCAGUUGGUUUACAAGUUCUCCUGUAUUUCUAAUUCUUUAUUUUUUUAAGAUAUAGUAAAGUACAUAUCUAUUUUUGGA
This is a messenger RNA of Sturnus vulgaris (Common starling), 2228 nucleotides long. It is a transcript of the gene TRMT44, whose product is annotated as tRNA methyltransferase 44 homolog. NCBI's taxonomy places the organism in Eukaryota, Metazoa, Chordata, Aves, Passeriformes, Sturnidae. Gene Ontology annotation, molecular function: tRNA (uridine) methyltransferase activity; metal ion binding. Gene Ontology annotation, biological process: tRNA methylation. The record is from RefSeq and is a predicted model, not a curated record.